Rosa chinensis is the source of this 1474-nucleotide messenger RNA. Its product is annotated as ATP phosphoribosyltransferase 1, chloroplastic. The record is from RefSeq and is a predicted model, not a curated record. Bases 79 to 1206 code for a protein of 375 amino acids. Gene Ontology annotation, biological process: L-histidine biosynthetic process. Gene Ontology annotation, molecular function: ATP phosphoribosyltransferase activity; magnesium ion binding. The transcript has 10 exons. Gene Ontology annotation, cellular component: cytoplasm. Lineage: Eukaryota; Viridiplantae; Streptophyta; Magnoliopsida; Rosales; Rosaceae.
AUUUCGAUUCACCCUAACAGUGGGAAGUGAACUGUUUUCACUCUUCACGGCCGCCGGUUCUCUCUCAAUCUCUGAAACAUGUUGGCGGCAAUCAAAUGCCCCUUCUUUCUUACUCACUCCCUGCCCCCCUCCUCCUCUCCCUCGCCAUCCUUCAAAAUCACCUGUUCUGCGGCGGCGUCGGUGGCGGAGGAGAGGAGCGAGAUUCGGCUAGGACUGCCCAGCAAAGGCCGCAUGGCCGCUGACACUCUCGAUCUCCUCAAGGACUGCCAGUUGUCCGUCAAGCACGUCAAUCCUCGCCAGUACGUUGCUAAAAUUCCUGAGCUGUCUAAUUUGGAAGUGUGGUUUCAAAGGCCUAAGGACAUUGUGAGGAAGUUGCUGUCUGGGGAUUUGGACCUUGGCAUUGCCGGUCUUGACACCGUCAGUGAAUAUGGACGGGGGAGUGAAGAUCUUAUCAUUGUUCAUGAUGCUCUUGGGUAUGGGGAGUGCCACUUAUCCCUUGCAAUACCAAAAUAUGGGAUUUUUGAGAACAUUAACUCACUGAAUGAGCUAGCACAAAUGCCUCAAUGGACUAGAGAGAAACCUCUGCGAGUUGCUACUGGCUUCACCUAUUUGGGUCCCAAAUUUGUGAAAGAAAAUGGACUGGACCAUGUGUGUUUUUCCACAGCUGAUGGAGCCCUUGAGGCAGCUCCUGCGAUGGGAAUAGCUGAUGCAAUUUUGGACCUUGUGAGUAGUGGGAUAACACUGAAAGAAAACAAUUUGAAAGAGAUCGAGGGAGGAGUUGUGUUGCGAAGUCAAGCAGUUCUUGUUGCAAGCAAGAGAUCCUUGCUCAAAAUGAAAAGUGCACUUGAAACGACACAUGAGAUUCUGGAAAGAUUGGAGGCACAUCUAAAGGCAGAGGGUCAGUAUACGGUGGUUGCAAAUAUGAGGGGAAAUAGUGCACAAGAAGUGGCUGAGCGAGUCCUUAGCCAGCCAUCAUUAGCUGGUUUGCAGGGACCCACUGUAAGUACAGUGUAUUGCAAACGUGAUGGGCAAAUAAAAGCAGAUUACUACGCCAUUGUCAUAUGUGUGCCAAAAAAGGCCCUCUACAAGUCUGUACAACAACUGAGAGCGAUCGGAGGCAGUGGGGUUCUAUAUUCCCCUUUGACUUACAUUUUUGAUGAAGAAACUCCAAGAUGGCGUGAACUUCUCUCAAAACUUGGCCUCUAAUUGUCUGUGGUGUACGUAUGCCCUUGGAGACUUUGUUGCAUAUUUUGUAGCUAUAUCAAUGCUAAAGAUUUUGUUGAGCACAUCUUUGAUACCUGCAAUUGGUUAAAAGUAGAAAGGAUGCACUGCAUGAGGAUUUUAUUUGAAAAGUCGGAUCUUUGUACUCUACUAUAUGAGUUGAAACAUGACAUUGUAGUCAGACUGGUCAUGUCAUGUUUUGUAUGUUGUAAGCAAUUUUUCUCUAUUCUUCUGUUGUGGUUAUAUAGCUGAA